Temnothorax curvispinosus is the source of this 2808-nucleotide messenger RNA. RefSeq names its product histone-lysine N-methyltransferase SETMAR. Lineage: Eukaryota; Metazoa; Arthropoda; Insecta; Hymenoptera; Formicidae. Bases 17 to 781 code for a protein of 254 amino acids. Gene Ontology annotation, cellular component: nucleus. The record is from RefSeq and is a predicted model, not a curated record. The transcript has a single exon. Gene Ontology annotation, molecular function: protein binding; zinc ion binding; histone H3K9 methyltransferase activity.
CAUAAUUAUAGUAACCAUGGAAGCGAAUGCUUCUGCCGAUGAGUACGAACAUACCGUAGCGGACGUUAUGUAUGUAGUAAAUAAUAUACCAGGACCUGGGAUAGAUGUAGCAGACUUUGAAGCGGAAUACGUGGUGGGUUGUUCGUGUGUGACUGAAUGCUACAAUUGUUCGUGUACACGCGGUUCUGCUAAUUAUUCUAACGAUCGAAUCGUACAUGAGAAACUAACCGGUCCGGUAUUUGAAUGCCAUGCUCGUUGCAAGUGUGGGCCAAAUUGUGGAAAUAGAUUAGUUCAAAAUGGGCCGUUAAAUUGUUUACUUAUCAGAGAAGUCGCCAACAAAGGUCUCGGUCUUUUCACGAAUAAAUUAAUAAAGAAGGGUCAAUUUAUUUGCGAAUACGCUGGUGAAGUGAUAGGACUGCAGGAAGCACGACGUAGAAUUGAAAUUAAUAAGGAGCGUAACACGAUGAAUUACGUUCUUGUAGUAUCGGAACACGCUGACGAUCGUGUUACUGUAACUUGUAUAGAUCCGAAAUAUUUUGGUAAUAUUGGACGCUAUGCCAAUCAUAGCUGUGACCCGAACUCUAUUCUUGUCCCGGUCAGGGUGGAGGGAAUCGUACCUCGAUUAUGCCUGUUUGCAUCUAGAGAUAUAGAGAAUGCAGAGGAAGUGACUUUUGACUACGCUGGUGGUGCGAUGGUUAAUUCCGUCCAUUGUCUCAGUGAUACUCCUUGUCUUUGUGGUUCUAACAAUUGUUAUCGUUAUUUACCACAUAAUCAGAUUUAACAGCUUACAUAUAUUCUUGUGCAAAAUAUUAUAAUAAAAAAAAGAUUAAAGGCUACAGAUUCAAAAUUAAUAUCAAAGGAUUUAAUAUGAAUUGAAUCUUCUGUAAGCAAAAAAAAAACUAUAAAGCAAAAUUAAACUAUGUGCAUCAAAACUUGAUAUCAUAAGAAUCAAAGAAAACAUCAUAGAUUUAAAUCAUUAUAAUCAAGUAUAAUUAUGUGACACAUGUGUAAGUGUGACAAAUAACGAACUUAUUUCUCUAUAAUUUUUAGAGAAAUAUAAGUAUAUAUAAGUAUAUAUAUUAUAUAUAUAAAAUAUACAAUAUAUAUGGAAGGCAUAUUUUAUACAUGUAUAUAAAAUAUGCCUUCACAAUUUAAUUACUGUCAGUUAUAUCUCAGUUGUUUUCCUUGCAUUGAUUAAUGCUUCUCUCCAAUGAAUCAAUGUUUUCAUUUAUUAGUAUAGAGGAGGUAGGAACCCCUCCAGGUAGAAGCGAGACGUGCUGUACAUAUCAUGUGGUCCAAUGAUAUUUGAUGUUUAGGUACCCUCUGUUACUUGAUAUUUUAUGUUAUAAACCGAAUAUUUUACUAUUUCUGCUUCUAUUACAUUUUAUUAUUGUUACUUAUUAAUAAAAUAUUAAUAAGUAACAAUAAUAAUAAAUAUUAAUAAGAUUAAAAAAUGAAAGAAACAUGACGAUAAUGUUUGUUGUUCAUUGUUAUAAUUAAUUUUUCAGCAAAUUAUUUAAUGUGCCAACACGUUUUAUACACGUUUUAUUUAUCCAAUCAUCAGAAUUUAGUUAAAGCUCUAUUAAGGGUCGGUUGUUCCAACUUUGUUUAUCUUUGUUUAUCCUUUACAUUAGACAAAGAUGGACAUAUGAUUUAACUAUUAGUUAGCUUACCAACAGGUUGAAAUAACCGACCUUUAAACAAUGAAAUUUAGUAUAAUAUAUUAGACGUUACAUUGAACAAUUCUAAAUAAGUAUUAAAUAAUAAGAUCAAUACAGUGUUCAAGAAAGUAAAUGUUACCAAAAUUGCGAAUGCUGGUAAACAUUUUACAGCAGCUGCCAUUUUUUUAAAUAUUAAAAACAAUGAAUGAACAAUGAGAAUCGAACGUUUCGUCAGUUAUAGUUAUAGUAUUAUAAUUAUAUUUAAUAUUAAAAAUUGUUAUGAUAAAAAUGUUUGGAGCAUGUAACAUCAUGUCAUGGCUUCUAAAAAUUAUAGAUUAUUGUAAGGUCAAUUAUCAUGCAUAUAUCAGUGCUAAAAUAUGCAUAUACAUAACUGCGGAAAAAUAACGGUAACAAUUUGGUUUAGAUAUGAUUGAUUAUAAAUUUAUAUAAGUAUAUAAAAUAUAAAACAUAUUUUUCUUUUUAACAGUUUGGAUAUUUUACUAGGAAAGAUUAAUGUUCGUCAAUUAAUUUAUAAUUGUCAAUAAAGAAUAUAAGCUCUCAGUAACUACCUAUAAUUUACAUGUAUAAACGAAAAAUUUGUAAAAACAGAUUUUUAAUAAUCAAUCAACAAUUAAUGUUAUAUAUGUUCUUAUUCAGAAAAUGAAGUAUGAUUUUUUGGGUCAGUAUUGUCUGAUGUAUAUCAUACAUUCUAAAUUAUAUUUAAGGGAUAUCGUUUAUAAUAUUUGGGUAUUAGGUAUAAUGUUCGUAUGACUGUGUAAAUAGUUAAGGAACUUAUAGAUGAAAUAUGAUUAUAAUUUUAAAAAGUUUUGCGUAUGAAACUCGUUUUUCAAACGAACGAUUUAAGCUAUUUAUAUUUUAUUAGGAGAGUAUCACAUAUUAUUCUUGCAUAUUUAAAAUUUAUAUUUUUAUUCUAAAAAUAUAAAACAGCCUUGUUUGUAAUUGCUUGUGAUUAGCUUCAACGAUACCUGAACCUGAACUUUUGCGGUAUAAUUAAUUUUCUAUACUUGAGUAGUCCUCAAUCCAUUGACGAAAUUAUGUAAACUUUAGUCUAUAAGAUAUACAAAGUUAAAUAUUCUGGUGAUAAUUAUAAAAAUUAUAAAAAUAAAAGUUGUGAAAAAUAAAUAAA